Osmerus eperlanus (European smelt) is the source of this 8044-nucleotide messenger RNA. It is a transcript of the gene qkia, whose product is annotated as QKI, KH domain containing, RNA binding a. Gene Ontology annotation, biological process: regulation of mRNA splicing, via spliceosome. The transcript is spliced from 9 exons. The record is from RefSeq and is a predicted model, not a curated record. Bases 265 to 1458 code for a protein of 397 amino acids. Gene Ontology annotation, cellular component: nucleus. NCBI's taxonomy places the organism in Eukaryota, Metazoa, Chordata, Actinopteri, Osmeriformes, Osmeridae. Gene Ontology annotation, molecular function: mRNA binding.
AUCGGAACGUCCCCGAGCGCACAGUGUUGAGGAGAGUAUACGGCGAAUGAGACUAUUUGGGAGGAGAUAACGGUCUUUUAUUUAUCUCCGCUCUAACGAAAACAACAAUUUAAAUCAUAUUUUGUCCAGAGGGUCGUCUAACCACAGCCAUCGAAACGUGGGGGGGAACGAGGGAUUUGAUCCGCAAGUUUUUUUCUUUUACAUUUUUUUUCUUUUCAUAAAAAAGGAUUCUGUUGGUGGUUUGCUCGCACUCUCGACGCAAAGAUGAUGGUCGGGGAGAUCGAAGUGAAGGAGAGACCGAGGCCGAGUCCCGACUAUUUGAUGCAAUUGUUAAACGAAAAGAAGCUGAUGACCAGUUUGCCAAAUCUCUGCGGAAUCUUCACACACCUGGAGAGGCUUCUGGAUGAAGAGAUCAACAGAGUACGUAAGGACAUGUACAACGACACAGUGAACGGCCUGGUAGACAAACAUCCCAUGGAGCUGCCCGAGGCUCUGGGCCCCAUCAUCCACCUGCAGGAGAAGCUGUUUGUGCCUGUAAAAGAGUACCCCGACUAUAACUUUGUGGGGCGAAUCCUGGGUCCGCGAGGCCUGACGGCCAAGCAGCUGGAGGCAGAGACGGGCUGCAAGAUCAUGGUGCGAGGGAAGAGCUCCAUGAGGGACAGGAAGAAGGAGGAGCAGAACAGAGGCAAGCCCAACUGGGAGCACCUAAACGAGGACCUGCAUGUCCUGAUCACAGUGGAGGACACCCAGGCCCGGGCCGAGGUCAAGAUGAGGAGAGCCGUGGAGGAGGUCAAGAAGCUCCUGGUGCCUGCUGCGGAGGGUGAAGACAACCUGAAGAAGAUGCAGCUGAUGGAACUGGCCAUCCUGAACGGGACUUACAGAGACACCAACAUCAAGACACCCACCCUUGCGUUCUCUCUUGCAGCGGCGGCCGCCGCCGCUCAGGGCCCCCGCCUCAUAGCGGCCCCCCCGGGCCAGGUGCUGCCCCCUGGGAGCAUGCGCCCCCCAACACCAGGAGGGACCCCCAUCAUGAACAUCAUCAGACCAGGCCAAAUGGCCGCCAUGCUCCCCAACGGCACCCCCACCCUGGUGCCCCCCACGCCAGAUGGCGGCAUCAUCUACACCACCCCCUAUGACUACCCGUACACCCUGGCGCCCACCUCCCUGCUGGAGUACCCCCUCGAGCACAGUGGGGUUCUAGGUAAGCGACCCUGGGGCAUGGGCGCCGCCAGCUUUAGCCCCGGACAGGAGGGCAGCUUUUUUUACCACGGUGGGUUACUGGACGCGGCUUCGAUGAGCCACAGUCAGGACUUGUUGAAAGGUGCAAUGGCUACUAAAGUGAGACGGCAUGACACUCGGGUCCAUCCUUACCAAAGGAUUGUGACCGCAGACAGAGGUCCAGGGGAAGGAGAAAUAAAGAUGCAUUCUUUACCCGGAGGAUUGGAGUGGUUCCUCUGAUGGAUCAGUCCGCCACCGGCAACUAACACAUGACCUUCUGACCUCUGAACUCUUCACCCAAUGACGAGCCGCCCCAAGCCUGCCUGCUGAUCAGUUAACUGGUAAUUGCCUUUUGCUAGCCUCUCGGACGCAAUGACAGAGGCGCCUGCCCAUACAGUUACUCUAACAUGUCUGGAUGAAAACACAAACACCACAAUCUCAUAGCAAACACAACAAAACCCAUCAACAAGUUGUGUGACUUUUAUUUUAUUUUAUGUUAAUUUCCUUCUUGUUCAUUGAGUUAUAAUUCCCAUUCUCUCUCUUUCUUUUUCUUCAUGAAUCACAAAGUGGGUGGAUGUGUUGUUACUGAAUCUGCACUGAAUUAUAUAGCAAUAAAACUCCUCCCCCAACCCCCCCCACCUGCUCUGAUUCGGUGACCUCACUAGUUUGAAAUAAACAACUUUCAAUUUGAGUUGAUCUCAUGCUAUAUGCUGUCACACAAUGAUGACAUCACCCUACCCCUCCCAAGACCCCCCCCUCCCCCCUCCUGUUCCAAACCCGCUUGGGCAAAGAAAAAGAAAGAAAAAGAGAGGGAACGAGAAACGACACUCACACAAACUUGUUAACUUCUGUCAUUUUCACGUGAGUCCUGUUGUUAUCCAAUCUCUUGAUACGUAAUUAUGUGCUGACACAUUCUGGGUGUGCCCUGAAGCGGCUGUUUUUAAAAGCAUGGCUAAAUUGAUUGCAAACAGAGCUUUUUAUGAUUUCUGUUUGUGUUCCGUUUCUCCUGUGUUUUAUUUUCUCCACACUUGAUUAUGUUCUUAGUCGUACACAUCUCCCUUCUCUCUGUACUGAGAAAAUUGCCAAACAAAGCAGGUAGUGAGAACGGAACGCAACUGGCACCUGAUCCCUGUAGCGGGCAGCAAGCUGCAGUCAGGACAUACUAUGGGGGUAGGAUGGGAAGGGGAAGAAUAGGAUGAAGAGUCUGUGUGUUUUUAAUACUAUUGAGUUUAGGACGUGCCGAGGUUGUUGGGGGCAGUGGAACAGUGGAUGAGUAAAGUCCACUAGCUACUGACCAUGACUAUCGCCCUCCACACGUCCACUAUACAGUGCCUGACAGAUUUAGAAAUCUCAAUGAAUUAAGCGAGCUGUGAUUAAAAAAACAAAAACAAAAACAAACUUAACAAAAAAAAAAAAAAUAUUAACGUGUGCAUAUUUAGCCAAAGGGUUUCCAGUUUAACUAUAUCUAUAUAAUUAUGUAUCUAACUGCCGAGGGCUCUCUUAAUAAUCUUAGAGUUAAAAGGGUGUGUUGUGGUGCCUGCAUAAAUUAAAAAUGAUAGCCAAUCAGUAAGCCAGAGAUUCUUCAUCUUUGCGGUCCCAUGAAGAGAGAACCAGACGAUUAACACUAAUGAUCCUCAUAGAUAAGACAGCUCCUCAUAGUGAAGCAUUGUACAUACAUAUAAUUUUUCCUCUAUUUUUGAUUUUGCCUUCAAUUUUGAUUUAAGUUAAUGCAUCCUCCCCCCCUGCCAAAAGAACAAGCCAUUUUUAGUUCUAUAUUUUUCCAGUUGUCUCUGACUUGUGUGUGCUCACACAAGUCAGAGACUUGUGUGAGGUUUUUUAACCCCAUUUAAAAUCAUCAGGCAAAUCAUCAGGCGUCUUAUGCUGGCCCUCCUGAGAAUCAAAUUAAUUUUGGAAUAAUUUUUAGAUUUUAUUUGAACCCUUUACACAUCAUUCUAAGUGUUGUGCAUCCACAAUGUGUCUCUUGCACAUCCCAUAAUGGUAGUCCAGCUCCUGAGCCCCUAACUGUUUCUUUAACUCUUUCUCAAGAUAAAAUAGGAUGUGAAAGCCAUGCCUGCCUGUUCAAAUUGCUUUAUACAUACCUGUUAUAUAUAUAUAUAAAUAUAUACCAAUGUAGAUACCGGUCAUUGCAUAUAAACAUACAGAGGAGAACAAAAUUAGAUACUUUUACAGGAUGCUGGAGAAGAAUAAAAAUAUAUUUUUGGCAAUUUUAGCUUUUUAUACUUAACUUGCAGUUACAAAAAAUAAAAAAACCAUAAAAAAGUUUAAAAACAGAAUACAUAAAAAGGAAGAAAAAGAUGUUGAGAAAGAGGCUGUGUUACUUUGGAUAUUAUUGGCGAGGAAAAUAAAGACCAAACCAGUCAUACCCUAGGAAAGAUGUGAGAACUGCUGUGUGUUGGAGGGAGAGACUUCAAGAGAGCAUUAAACGAUGGUUUCAAAAGUGCCUUAUUGACGGUCGUUUCUGUUUUCCAAGUGUCAACAUUCUGUUUCAAUAAUAUCCAGAACCAUCAAGGAAAGUGCAGUGGGAUCAGAGGCAGGUGGUCUUGAGCUCUUAGUGUUGAGCCCGGUAGCUCCAUCAUAUUGCUGAGCUGCCAAAGUUAUUCUAUGCAAAAAGAAUAGCAGUCGUUUGACCAGCUAAAUAUGUGCCAUGGUUUUGUCUUCCUGAGAUUCAGUUUUUGUUUUUUGUUUUCUUAAUGGCCCCUAACUCUGUCAUUUUGAACAAGAUGGUUUUUCUUUAAAAUUGAUUUCCUUUGUUGUGACUCUGGUAAUUGUAUCACUGUUAUUAUCUUUAUUUCUGGUUACUGUGACUACUCUUCCAAGAACAAAGUGAACUGCCAAUAACCAAGCAGGGCUCUGCCAGGAUGUGUUUUAAUAAUUAAGCUGAGGAAAAAAAAUGAAUUUAGAGUAAAUACGAUUAACUGGAUGGUGGUCCGUUUGCGAGAAAAUUCUGUUGUUGAAAACUCUGUUGUUUCUAAAGCUGGAAACCACCAGUUUCCUGGUGAGCUUCUCUCCCUGAGACUGAGCCCACAUGACUCUGGGUGAAUCACUCACAAGCCACACCUAUGCUUUUCCACUAAACUUGAGUGAGUAAAGCUAAUCUAAUCAUAAGACGUACAGUCCCAGAAUCAAUGUUUCCAAAUCUGGAUGUGAUGUUACAAGAAUGGGUGGUUGGGGGGGGGAGGGGGGGGUAGUGGAAUUGGCUUGUGAUAAUAGUGAAAACAUUUAUGAUGAGGAAAGAAAAGCAGACCGGUGCCAAUUUAGACUGUGGUCAGUUCAGCUAUGACUGGGAAAAGCCUUGCCUUUGUGUCUAAGUGAAUCACCGGCAACUGAUUUUCAGUUAUUGAAACAACCUGAGGUUUCUUCUAACUAGAAUUUUGCAUUCAAAUGAGGUAUUUUGGAGAAAUAUACCUUCCCUGGCAGUCUAUGAUGCUCUGUAUUUUUCCUCAUACAUACUGUUACAGCGAAAAGGUCAAUUCAAUCUUUUUCUUUUCUUCUUUUCAGUGUUAUGAACUAUAUUUUAAAAAAUGAAAUGCAAUAUUAAAGUGGAGCAAGAGAUGACAAUUCAGCAUUUGACAGUAUUAAGAUAGUCCCUCUGCAAUGUUCCUACACGCUGUGUCAUUGUACAAGGCUGGUUAAGUCAUCAGGUAAAUGGUGAACUCUACCGCACUCUCUCUGACCUGCCUACUACAUGUAUGAUAAUGUAAUUUACAGCCAUUGUUACAGGUUUAUAAUGUAUUUUUCUAAUCUCAUUUUAUAUGUAUAUUAUAAAAGCAUUUUUCUGACUCUUUAUUUGAUAAAGCCCACUGCAAUUUUUUUUUUACGCCCCUCCUCUCUCCCUAUGCUCCCCACAUCCACUCAUACAUCUUGAAAUCUGUCUCUCUCCUGGGGAGUGUUGCCUUUCCUAGAGUUGUAUUUUGUUUUUCUUGCCAAUUCCUAGCUUGUUUAACUCAUUAGCAACUUUAUUAGUUUUCUUGUCAUAAGUAUUUUUACAUGCUUGCAUUUAGUUUUCAUGGUGUAUGCUGUUAUUUUUCUUAUUAACCCCUUGGCAUUUAUUUUAAUAAACAUUCUUAGUAAGAAUUUUACUAACUUGCUGAUAUUUUUUGUCUUGUGUUUUUAACCAGUUUAAUGAAUGUACUACCUUGGUCUGGUUCACGGACUAACACAAUUAAAACUGGUGUCUGGCCACCACACACUUACAGUACACUGACACACACACACACACCUCAAGUACACUCCAGUACACACAAACAACAGUCCUUCAUCAUGCAUGCACCACAUACACAGAUUUGCACACACACUGCCUAACUGGAACCUGUGCACGAGCCGAACUGUCCCUCACACCCGCUCACGCACUCUCACCUGUGUUGCUGGAAAGAUCUGCUGACACCCUUCAAAUCUCCCCCCCCCUCCACCCCCACCACGCUGCUGUGUCCCGUGUCUCUUUGUCUCCAUGACAACUCUCUUGUUGUGUUGUCCUGUCAGAACACCAUCUCAGAAGGGGAAAGCUACUCUCUAGGAUCGGAUCUGUAGGGAUGCAAGAGGAAAAUAACGUGAUUAUUUCCCAAGAACAAUGAAGCUACAGUCCCAAGCUACAGACCAGACUAGAUACAUUGAUAAGAGAACGCCAUUGGAAGGGAUUUACCUCGCUUCAUCUGUUGGGGGGGGGGGGGGACUGUCGCUAUAAAGAUGGAAUGCUGACGGUAGCAGAGGCAAAACAUUGGUGCAUGUGUAGCUGCUUGAAACACUGAUACACUCACAGCCAAAGGGCUUUCGCAAUUAUAACUGUUCCUUAUCCAUAAUCUAAGAACACUACUUAUAUAGAUAUUGAUCAAUUCACACUUCAGUAAUAAGUAAAUUGGCUAUAGAACAGGAUGCAUGAAUUUAGUUGUGUUCUUGUGCUACACGCAGGUCCUGAACACUUUAGGAUAUUGGUGCCCCCUUCGUCUGUGCCUAUUGACUGGCUGAUAGUAGGUCAUUUGGGAGGACCUCUAAUGUCAAAGGAUAUUGUGUAAUUCUGCUUUAUAGUACAUAUAAACUGCUUCCACAUUGUCAGACUCUAAACCCGUAGUGUAGUAUUGUCAAACUUUGGGAUCAAAAUAUAAUUUAUAGAAUUGAGAUGAAGUUGUAAAAGUCUAAGAAACUGCCUCGAGCACAUCCAGUGUUUACUAAUGUGUGGGUUUAGGCUCCGGGUCUCCUUCAGUUCUGCUCUUCUUGUAUUCGUGGCUUCCCUUUUUUCUUCCUCCACUAAUCGAGGUGUUGAAACUGACAAACACGCAAAGAUUAACCUAAUUUUAUUUUUAUGAUGAUUACUUUAACCCACUGAGUGUCUCUGCACAACAGAAACAACCCAGGCUUUAACCGUCUAAUUCCUUAGUUUCUUCAAGUAAACAAAGCGAUCAAAGCCGCUAACAUUUGACUUUCUCCGCUGACUGACAUUAACAUUCUUCUUCCUGACCCGAGCAUGGGUGUUAUCUCUGCUAACACCUGGCUCUAGACACCAGCAAAGAAGAGACCACCCAGUUGAAUAAAGGGACGCUUGUCAAUCUAGAUAUUGGCAUUAACUAAUGGGAGCAAGGUUUCUGUCAAUUUCGUUUGGUGUUCUCAAUAUGCAUCUUUCCCCAUUCGUUUGUGCAGUUAUUUGGAAAUUGGAAAUUCUCUGUAUCAAAAGAACAACCGUAUCUGAAUUCCGUCCUUGAAAAGGAGACUAACCCAUCUGAAGGGUAGUUAAGGGUUUUUUAGGAAGGCUUGUUCUCUGAACUAAACUUUUGAAAAGAAUAUGAAGUGGAAAGUCAUAUUCUGGUGCACAACGUUUAACAAACACUGCCUGCCCAGAUUGCAUCUGUUCUAGAAUGUGUGACAAGUGCCUUUGCCAGAGAUUGGAAAUUUAUAUUUUUCUACUUUCAUUGUCAUUGAAGUCACAAUUUAAAUCCCUCUCUUGGCUUUUUUUCUUUUCGGUGAGCACUCAGCUUUUUCUUUACACUGUAGAUUAUUAGUGGUGCCUCAUUUUCCUUUUUGUUUAGCUGGAAUAUUUUGACCAAGGUUGGGAUUUUGGUCGUCCUUAUUGUCUGCCGUUAAACCACAACUGCUAUGUUUUUGGUCGAUUUUCUGAAAUAGAUUUUAGCAUAUUAAGAACUAUAGUAUUUCCCCAUGUGGCAAUAAAUGACUGGACCACAUUAUGCAUUAAUAAUGGCUGUGUAUGGAAACAGCUGUGCGUGGUUCAAGAUCAAAGUGCCUUUUACCUGGACAAAUGCAGGGCAUUCAUUGUACUUUUGUGCGACUACCUUCCUUCUGUUUUGUAUGAGUCGUAUCUUUUAUAAAAAUACAAAAUAAAAAACAUUCCUCAAACAAUGCAAAUCUAUACGACGGCAGGUCAACCCAUCAGCAUGGUCUCAUAGUGAUGUAGCACUCAGGUGGUUAAAGGGCAAAUACUACCAAAACCUGGAAUGAGGAAUUUAGCCCCACUGGAAAAUACUUUCUUGUUUGUAAUUUUUUUUCUGUUGUUUGUCACCGAUGUGAGGUAAAAGCUAAAAUAAAAAAGAGAUUUUUUUUUUUGCUCCUGAGUUUGUGCCAUAUAAUAUCCUCAUACAUAUAGGGGUGCACUAAAAAUCUGUGAGAAUUUGUUGUGGAGUUAUACGUUUUUAUGUGAAGUAGUUUUUAUUUUGUUGUUUUGUUUGUUAACUUGUUUUAUAGUGGAAUAUAAUAGAAGUCGUAGAAUAUAAAACAUGUACUGCCGGUUAUGAUGCUCACACCAAAAGAAUUAAAAAUAAAAAUACAUGUGUGCAAUAAAGAACCAUAUUUACAAGUGUCA